CGGCAACCCCAACUGUAUUUUCUUUGCCAGUGAGGGGGUACUUUUGAACGGAGCGGAUACAUAUGUACUUGUGGCUUACACUGCGGCUUUUGUGGCUUACACAAUGCUCCGUGAAGUACACGCUGAUAAAAAAAAUCCACCCGUUUUGUGAACUGCUUGCUCAACCUGAACGGUGCAAAACACUACGCACCAGCCUCCAUACACACCGUACAAAUAGCAGCUAACACAGCGCCUCAAAGUAAAGGCGGAAACGAAAUGUAAUACACUUCACUUCUGACUACAGUCGAACCAUUUUGCGGAAUCACACCUUGAAUAGUUGUCACACCUUCAGCUACGAUGACCCACGCAAGGCUACUUUUGCGUUCCCGUUCAGCUGUGUUGUUGACACUUUUGUACCUGGCUGUCUUCUUCAGCGACUUCCAACAUGCAGCAGCAGUCAAGCUGGACAGAACGAGCAGCUGCUGGGAGACUAGCAAUAGUCGUUUUUUGGAUGCCACAAGUGACACCAGUGCCCCGUCUGGCCAGCCAGCCUACCGUAUCCUCAAUAAGAUUGAUGAGAGCGUCUACAUCGGGGGCAAUGAAACACUCAUAAGGGUUUUCCUUGCAAACAACGAAGUGGCAAUGGAGAAGAUUGAUACGCUGGCAACAAGGGAACCCCAAGGCCUUGUCAUAAAUUGUGCAACGAAAAAUCCAACCACUCAAGAGAUUGUCUGUAGGAACUUCAUACGUAUUGCAGAACAAACUAGUUCCGGUGAUCUCCUGGUGUGUGGCACUAAUGCAGAAAGUAGGCUGUGUUACCGGUGCCCAAACGCCGCUCUAGCUGAGUGCACUCAAUUAACUACAAAUUAUACGGCACUGGAUGUGGUUCCUCAACAAUACAAUAUUAAUGCAGCGGCAGCUAUAUUCAAAAGUGGCAAUGAAGAUAUGCUCUACGGUGGGGGUGCAGCAGAAAACACCUUCAGCAGAUUUUCUGUAAACGCAGAUUUAAGCGCCACUAAGCCCAUCAAUUUUGAGCUAGAUACAGUCACUGUCGGAGAAGGGUUUAUCAAGGAACCAACCUUUAUAGGGAGACCCUUUGAUUACACACACGCUGACGGUAACGAGUACGUGUUCCUGAUCUACCGUGAAACUGCACUGGAAUACACCGCUGGAACCAAAGUGUACUCACGCAUAGCCAGAGUGUGCAAGAAUGACACAGGAGGCACCGUCAACACGAAGAAGUUUGUCACCUUCAUCAAGGCUAGUUUGGAAUGCUCCGUACCUAACGGCGAUGAGCCAGCAUUUGAGUAUAAUUACAUUCAGGAUGUUGUCUGGGAUGCCAAUAAUCAGAGCGUGUAUGCAGCAUUUACCAAUCAAGAUAAUGGACCCGUGUCGUCAGCCCUUUGCCAGUACAGGAUGGAGGAUAUCAUGAAUCUGUUCGAUAACGGUAAUUUCCUGCAACAGACUGGUGGCAGUGUCAACGCUGUGUGGAGUGAAGUGACUACGCAACUGAUCCCAAGGCCUGGGACGUGUUAUGAAGUACACACUACUGACUAUCCUCCACUGCUGGAUAAGUCGGUGCCCAGCUAUAAUGCCAAGGAACGAACUGGGGGAACUCAAGUUGCACCACCAUCCGAUUUUCACAAAUCAGAUCCGCCCAUACUUAACGUGGACGAUGUUCGCUUCACCAGCCUCGCUGUCGAUUUGCAAUAUUCUUCUCCAGUCUACUUUGUUGGAACAAGUGCUGGAAGUGUGAUCAAAUUUACGACAGACGUAUGCGACGGAGAUAACAUGAUAAAAAGUGUUGAACUUGCAGGAUUCAAUGCCAACGGUCCCAUAAAUGGGCUGGAAUUGUUGAGGAGUGCGGAUUCUGCUGCCACUUUCCUGGUGGGCACAUCCGAUGUCCAAGCCUCCAUUGAAUGGCCCUUGAACACCAAAUGCCAAUCAGCAGAAAAUGAAUUGCAGUGUGCGCUCAGGUACCCUUACUGUAACUACACUGAAGCCGGAUGCGGAUGUACUGCAAAUAACUGCAUCAAUGACCCGCCUACAGAUUUUGCUGAUGAUGUACUGACAGUGUUGCCAAACUCAAACGUAUCGGCCUGCCUGAACGACACCGUGCGCUGGUUUUGCCAUGUAGACCGUGACAACCCACUUGUCAAAUCUGCUGAAGGAGUCACUUUUAAAUGGGAUAUAAUGGUAAGUGACCUGAUCAAGACAACGAACAUAUCAACUAAUGAACUGGUUCAAUUGGACGUCAUUGUACAGAACAGCACCCUAGGAAGCUACAGCUGCACGGCGGAUGUUGGAGGCAGAGUGGUGACUAAACAAGUUGAAAUCUCUAUGAAAAUGAACUGUUUGACAUAUGCUAACCUCUACGCCCGAUACCAAGAUUAUUGGUUUCAUAAAUCACAGAGUGAGAUACUGCACAUGAAGUAUGGCAACGGAACAGAACCUUCCGAGCCAUGCCAGCCUUGCACCACAUGUGAGUGAAUUUGCCAAGCUCUAGUCAAGCUGCACAAAACAAAACUCUGUCGACUUAACAUGUACAGCAUCACUAUCUUCAAAGUCACCACGAUACCUUUUUCUUCAAUACAUUUAUACAUGUAUAUGUAGAUCUGAAAGUUGUUUUUUGAGUGGUCGGGCACAACCCGGCCACUUUUUAGAAUUGUUUUGAUAAAUUUUCUUUGUUUCUUUCUCUUCUUUGUUUACUGACAAUAAUUCCCCGCGGGUUUUCACCUAAACGGUAUAUGGUAUGACCUGAAAACUUUCAACAUAAUUAUAUUGGCCCUCAUCCCUAGUGGUGCAUAUUACUCUGACGUCAUGAUGACGUCAUCGGGUGUGAAAUUACAAGCACUUAAAAAUUUCUAGAUUUCAUCUUUGAAAAUCAAAGUAAUUAUCAACCGUGAAAGAUCUGAACAUGACUUUUGCGGGACUAGAAAAAUCCAUGAUCUUUUUUAUUUUAUCUCAUGUGCGCCAAAUCACGUGACUCUUCCUUCCGGUCCAAACCGGAAGUGCCCUGUAAUUUGAAAGUGGAAAAAGAUAUGAACUUGCUUUUAACAAUGUUAGUCUCUAGUUAGGUUCUAUAUACUUUUUAAAAAAAAUACCGAUGACGUCAUUAAUGUUAGAGCACCCUCUAGCGGCAGGUUGAACAAUGUUUUAAAUGAAUUUUCAGUUCAUGUCUGUUGCGAAGUUUGCGGUAAUCGCUUCAAAAUGAUUAUACAUUAUACAUGAUGACCAUUAUGCAAACAAGACGUGUACGAAAAACAAAUUAUGACGUCAUCAAACCGAAACGUCACGAUGACGUCAUCAAGUAUCAGAUUACAAGCAACAAAACAUUUCUAGAUUUAAUCUUUGAAAAUCAAUAUAAAAUCAACUGUGAGAAAUCUGAUUUUGCUUUUUCACGGGAAUAGAUAAAAUAAUCCAGUUUCUUCAUUUUUGAUAUUAAGUGCGAAUUCACGUGAGUCUUCCUUCUGGUCCAAACCGGAAGUGCUUUAUAAUUUCAAAUUGGGAAAAUAUUUGAACUUGCUUUCAGCGAUGUUAUUCUAUGUUUUGGUUGUACUUUAGAAAAAAAUACCGCAGACGUCAUAAAAUGUUACUGCGCCUUCUAACAACAGGUUGAAAAAUGCUUUUAAUUGAAUUUUUAGUUGAUUAUUGGAGCAAUGUUUAUAACAUAAUGAAAUAGAUACGAGCACUCUGCGUUUGUAACUCAACAAACGCCAAUUUAUCUUUUUUUUAUUUUUAAAUUUAAUAUAAAAAAAAACGCUCAGACUAAAUCAGAAUUGCAGACAGGGAUCAGCUUUAGGAUCUGCCAUGCACAGCAAUUUGCUAACCGCAGAAAACAUUUGAUUACCAAAAACAUACGAAAUUGGUACAAAUAACUUGCAACUUGUCCUCCGCUAAUUUUUGCUUGAGUGAGUACCAUUGAAUUGGGUUUGUAUGUUUCUGUUUUUAAUUGGAAAGUCUAAAGAAUUGGAAAUUCUGGCAACAGCCGCGUGUACCAUUUAUAUAAAGAAAUUGAAUAAAAGUACUCAGUCAAUUGUUCAGCAAAAAAAUAUAUAUAACAUUGAUUACAUCGAGUUUGGUAAAUUUGAUUUUGAUUUGAUUUAUUUGAUCUUAAUAGCUUUAACAUUCAUUUUGUACAGCUUAUUAACCACUUCUUAUAUACUUCAAUGCAUGCAACUUUUUUUGUUUAUCAAAAAACUUGCCAUGUAGCUUUUAAUUUCUUUGAGUUAUUAUUGAAUGUGUCGCCACUUGAUGACCAAAGGGUUAAAGACAAGUAAAAGGAACCGUUUACUUUUGGGUACCUUUCAACUUAUUACACAAAAAGGAGUGUGACUUUUUUGCCAUGACCGUUGCUUUCAUUCGGAUUUUAUUUUUCACGUUUUAUUUGUUCGACAAAUUCGCAUGUAAAUAUACUCCUUAAUGCGAUACAUCAUGAAGAAUUAUUGGACGGAAUUUCAAUUCAACACAUUAAAUAAAUCGUGACUUUUCAACCGAACCCUCGAGUUUUUUUGUCAUGCACGAUGACAUUCAUUCGGAAUGUGUUUGCCAUGUUUAACACAUCAAUUUUUAAGUUGCCUCGCUCACAUUAUUUGAACUGUUUUGUAAAUUGUCAUAAAACUAAAUUUUCGAAUGUAAAACACUAAUAGACCACUGUCACUUUUUUGUUGCCCACAAAUUAGAUAAUUGACAGAAAAGGAAGAACUUUAGGAGGAAAUUCAAGCAAAUGUGAAGAUUACAUAUCUUGCACCUGGGUUUACACUUCAUGCUUCACUGAAAAGAGAUAUUAUUUCUUCAAGGAGUAACUGAAGUUUCUUUAGAAAUAACUAUUAUCCCGAAAGAGUGCCUGUUACAUUUGAUUAAGUUGAAGUGUAAGUUUUGAAUUUUGUUCAUAUAAAUCUCCAGUUUCGUACAACGAUUAAAGAACAUUGAAGUUGAAGGCAAUUUGUCGACUUUGACAUUGA
Molecule: messenger RNA, 4943 nt
Organism: Patiria miniata (bat star)
Lineage: Eukaryota; Metazoa; Echinodermata; Asteroidea; Valvatida; Asterinidae
Product: semaphorin-2A-like
Exons: 19
Coding region: 337-2469 (710 amino acids)
Biological process (GO): semaphorin-plexin signaling pathway; positive regulation of cell migration; axon guidance
Molecular function (GO): semaphorin receptor binding; chemorepellent activity
Source: RefSeq, a predicted model, not a curated record